AUGCCGUCCGACCGCGACCCCUCCGGGGAUGGCUUCAACAACCCCUACGGGAAUACCACCCUUGUCGGUAACUGGUUGGAGGACCGUCUGCAGCAGCGCAUCGUGCACAAGGGCCGCGGCGGAGUGGCGGCGACAUGGUGCGCAGAGGGCAUCUUUGAUGACCCGGCGGUGACGAUGGCGCGGCACCCGGCAGAGGCGCAGGCAGCCCUCUUGCACAGCACCUACGAUGUCGACUACGGACAUCGACUGGGAAUAACGCAGCGGACCAGCAGUGGUGGAGUGGACGAGUGGGCUGCCGCCUCCACGCUGAUGCGCGGCAGCAAGCACAACGCGAAUACUACGAGUCCUGGCAAUGCCUUGACCACGGCCAAGGGCGGUAUCGAUAAGGCGCUUCUCUUCUCCGUCGACCCCGUCGCCGACCCGGCAGCGCCGCUGCCGCUCUCCACCAACGCCGACACGUACGGCGCCUUCUACUACGCAAACGGCGACGGCUCCGUCAUCGGCAAUGGGACGCCGUACGCGGGCUCGGCAGCCGACGCCACCACGUCCACGCCAGCUGACCUGGGGAACGGCGGGGCCACUGCACCACUCGCUGACAUGGAUCGUGACUUGUACGAUAGCGUGUCACGCGCGGUAGCCGCUGCCGCUGCACCGUCCUCUAGCUUUCGUAUGACUAGGGCUCAACUGCAGCGGAGUGCCAGCGCCAACGCCACGUCGUCAUCUCCGAUUCCGCGACGCCACAUGUUCAGCCGCGGUGUAGCGACGACAAACGCGUUUGGCCACACUGGAUGGACACUCGCGUCCUCCUCCGCUACCUCAUCCGCUGGCGACGUUGGCGCGGCCCCGUGGCGACCGCUCCAGCGACACCGACCGCCGAACAAGAACAGCAUGGACGAUGAGCGUUGGUGCUCAUCGAAGCAAGCAGCCGACACGCCGGUAGAGCACUUUACGCUGCAGAAGCGCCUGCCGCCAGUGCGCAUGUAA
Messenger RNA from Leishmania mexicana MHOM/GT/2001/U1103, 984 nucleotides. RefSeq lists its product as hypothetical. Lineage: Eukaryota; Euglenozoa; Kinetoplastea; Trypanosomatida; Trypanosomatidae. The record is from RefSeq and is a predicted model, not a curated record. The transcript has a single exon. The coding region runs from base 1 to 984 and encodes 327 amino acids.